Messenger RNA from Notolabrus celidotus (New Zealand spotty), 5953 nucleotides. RefSeq names its product nucleoporin 188 (gene nup188). Gene Ontology annotation, cellular component: nuclear pore inner ring. Lineage: Eukaryota; Metazoa; Chordata; Actinopteri; Labriformes; Labridae. Gene Ontology annotation, biological process: protein import into nucleus; RNA export from nucleus. The transcript is spliced from 43 exons. The coding region runs from base 113 to 5359 and encodes 1748 amino acids. The record is from RefSeq and is a predicted model, not a curated record. Gene Ontology annotation, molecular function: structural constituent of nuclear pore.
CAGGGGGCAGUCUCCAUGUGAAGAGACAACGCCGCAUUGCCCACGAAGAAGAACGUGCCCAUGACGUUAAUGACGACACAGCACAACAACCAAUCAAAUGUGAGGAACGAAGAUGGCGGAAUCAGAGAUGAGUGUCAGGAGCUGUCGAGAACUAUGGACCAUACUGCUGGGAAGAUCUGCACUGCGAGAGCCCGCUCAGAUAGAAGCGGAGCUGGACAGACACUGGAACCGACUACACCAAGGACUCAGUUACUACAAGCCACCCAGCUCAUCCUCUGCUGGGAAAGUGAAGGAGAACAAAGAUGUUGCACAACCAUUGAAGGAUUUUGGUCUGAGGAUCAGUAAGCUCUUGUGUCUUGAUGAGCAGCAGAGUGUGCAGCUUUUACAGUGCUACCUACAAGAGGACUACAGAGGAACACGGGACUCAUUAAAGGUUGUUUUGAAGGAUGAGCGACAGAGCCAGGCGCUUCUGCUGAAGAUUGCAGACUAUUACUAUGAUGAGCGCAUGUGUCUGCUCAGAUGUGUCCUGCUCCUGCUGACGUACUUCCAAGAUGAGCGACAUCCCUACAGGGCUGAGUAUGGAAACUGUGUCAAUAAACUGGAGAAGGAUUUGGUGAGCAACUACCAGUCACAGUUUGAGAAGCUCUUCAAAGCAGAAGCACCGACAUGGGAAACUCACGGAAACCUCAUGACGGAGAGGCAGGUGUCACUAUGGUUCCUUCAGUGUCUGAGGGAACAGUCUCUGCUGUUAGAGAUCAUCUUCUUGUAUUACGCCUACUUCGAGAUGAGCCCGACCGACCUGCUCAGCUUCACCAAAAUGUUCAAAGUGCAAGGCUUUGGUUUGCGACAGACAAACAGACACCUGGUGAACAAAAGCAUGGAUUCACUGGUGGAACGCAUCGGAUAUUUGAGCUCUCUCAUCUUGGUCGAAGGAAUGGACAUAGAUUUCCUGCACAAGUGUGCCCUGGAAGACUGCACAGAGCAGCAUCAGUUCUCCAGUGCUCCUGAUGUCGUCAAGGAGAUGGAUCAGCUGCUACAGACGUUCGGUGACAUCCCUCAUCAUGGUCCAGUGCUGCUGGCCUGGGUUCUGCUGAGACACACUCUGCGGCCGGAAGAGUCCAGCCCCGUGAUCAGGAGGAUAGGCAACACCGCCCUGCAGCUCGGGGUGUUCAACUACAUUUCAACAAUGCUGAAAGGCCUCGGAGCCUCUGGGAAUAAUUGCACAGCCAGCACAGCGAAGAUGUGUAUCUAUGGCCUUCUCUCGUUUGUCAUCACUUCUUUCGAGGAGGAGAGCUUACAGACUGACGGUGUAGCGACACAGUGCUCCCACCUGAUCGAUGCUGCCUGUGAGGUCCUCUCUGCUCCCAGCCUGGCUGAGGUGUUCUGGGAAAUGAAGCCAAACAUGGGAUUAGGGAUGAUCCUGGACAGUGCAGUCGGGAUGUUCCCUCAUAAGAUCGGACCGCUGUUGCAACUUCUCACGGCUCUUUUGUCGAACAAGUCCACCGUUAAAAAGGUUUACAACUUUUUGGAUAAGAUGUCCUUCUACACACAAGUUUACAAACACAAGCCCAAUGAUAUCAUCUCCAAGGACGACGAGACGCUGUGGAGGAGACAAACUCCAAAACUCCUCUACCCUUUGGGCUCAGGGCAGACGAACCUGUGGAUGCCUCAGGGAGUGCUGGGUCAGGUGAUGAUCGGAGGCGAGCAGGGCUACGUGGUUCGCUGGGAUUACUCCUACAGCUCCUGGACGCUCUUCACCUGCGAGGUGGAGAUGCUGCUGCAUGUUGUCUCAACUGCAGAUGUUUUAGCUCACUGUGCUCGUGUGAAGCCAAUCCUGGAUCUGGUCCAUAAGAUCAUCAGCACAGACUGGACUGUGUCUGAUUGCCUGCUGCCUCUCACCUCUCGUAUCUACAUGUUGCUGCAGAGGUUAACGUCGGUCAUUAACCCUCCUGUGGACGUGAUCGCCUCCUGUGUGAACUGUCUCUCCGUUCUGGCUGCGAGGAUGCCCGCAAAGGUGUGGUCCAGCCUCCACCACACAGGUUUCCUCCCCUUUGCCUCCAACCCUCUGACCAGCAUGGCUCAGUGUGUGAGUGCUGAAGGGAUGAAGGCAGGUAAUUAUGGCAACCUGCUGGUCCAGAUUGAGCAGCCGAGAGGGGAGUAUGCUGUGACCGUCGCCUUCCUCCGUCUGGUCACAACUCUAGUGAAGGGUCAGCUGGGCAGCACGCAGAACAAAGGCCUGAUCCCAUGUGUGCUGCUGGUGUUGAAGGAGAUGCUGCCCACGUACCACAAGUGGCGUUACAACACCUACGGAGUCAGGGAGCGGAUAGGCUGUCUGAUUUUGGAGCUGAUCCACGCCAUCCUUAAUCUGAGCCCGGAGGAAGAGGAUCAGGGAAGCACUCCCACCCUGCAGUCACUGUGCAUCUACAGCCUGGCAAACACUGAGGCAGGACAAGCAGUCGUCAACAUCAUGGGAGUCGGAGUUGACACCAUAGACGUGGUCCUGGCUGCUCAGCCCAGCAGCUGUGGCUCAGAGGGUCCCGGUCAGAUCCUGAUCCAGACCGUCAAACUGGCCUUCUCCGUCACCAACAAUGUCAUCCGCCUGAAGCCGCCAUCUGAUGUUGUGUCCCCUCUGGAGCAGGCGCUGACUCAACACGGUGGCCACGGCAACAACCUCAUCGUUGUCUUAGCCAAAUAUAUUUACCACAAACACGACCCAGCACUACCUCGCCUGGCGAUCCAGCUGCUGAAGCGGCUCGCCACAGUCGCUCCCAUGUCGGUGUACGCUUGCCUUGGCAGCGACGCAGCAGCCAUCCGGGACGCGUUCCUCACCCGGCUGCAGAGUAAAACAGAAGACAUGAGGAUCAAGGUUAUGAUCCUGGAGUUCCUGACUGUAGCUGUGGAAACACAGCCUGGACUUAUCGAGCUUUUCCUCAACCUGGAAGUCAAAGACGGCACAGAGGGGUCAAAGGAGUUCCUGCUGGGCGAGUGGAGCUGUCUCCACGUGGUGUUGGACCUGAUUGACUCCAAACAGCAGGGGAAGUACUGGUGUCCCCCGCUGUUGCACAGGGCUGCCCUGGCCUUCCUCCUGGCUCUCUGGCAGGAUCGCAGAGACAGCGCCAUCUCUGUGCUACGGAAAAAAGACAGGUUCUGGGAGAAUUUGACGACACCUCUCUUCGGAACUCUCACCCCACCUUCAGACACCACAGAGCCUUGUGUUUUAGAGACGUGUGCUUUUGUCAUGAAAAUCAUCGGCCUGGAGAUCUACUAUGUCGUCAGCGGUUCCUUGGAGCAGACUCUAAAGGACGACCUUCAGAAGUUUGCUAACGCACGGCGGUACGAGUACUGGUCUCAGUACCUCAAGUCUCUGGUGUGCCAUGUGGCGGAGAUGGAGGAGGAAGGCAUCUGUUACUUCCCAGAGACUCAGAUGUUGCUCUCUGCCUGGAGGAUGCUGCUCAUUCUCUCCACGGGCCAUUCCGACGUGAUGCAGCUAACGGAUGACUCAACCAAACUCAAGCUCUUCAUGGAUGUGCUGGACGGGACCAAAGCCACCCUCACCACUCCUACGUCUGUGCCUUGUCUUCGUCUCGGGUCCAUGAUGGCCACUCUACUCCUCAUCCUCCUCAAACAGUGGAAAAGUGUGGUCGCCACAGCCCCUGACAUCCUGUCUCCACUCUCCCUCAUCCUGGAGAGUGUCCUGCAGGCCGACCAGCAGAUGAUGGAGAAGACCAAAGCCAAAAUCUUCUCUGCGCUUAUUUCUGUGAUGCAGAUUCAGGGACUCAACGGUGGAGAUAUUUCCCAGCUGCCCCAGCUGUUGCUGUCUGUGUGUGAGACGGUGAAAGACGAAGCCUUGGCGCUUAUUGACAACACUCGACACAUGAACCAGGCAGGAGAGACACAGGCGGAGGACGAGGACAGCAUGGAGACAGACUCCCCUCGUGGCACGAAGGACCAGAGAGACGGGGUGUGUGUGCUCGCUCUGCAUUUAGCAAAGGAGCUGUGUCGCACCGAUGAGGACGGUGAGCACUGGGUCUCGGUGAUGAGGAAGGUGCCGGUCCUCCCCUCAGUGCUCAGCGCCGUGGAGCUCAGCCUGCGAUCCAAACACAACCUCUACUUCACUGAGGCUGCGCUCCACCUGCUGCUAACACUGGCCCGCACUCCACAGGGUGCAGCAGCUGUAGCAGGAGCAGGAGUCAUCCAGACUAUCUGCCUCCCUCUCCUGAGCGUCUACGAGGUGUCUCCAAACGGGACGUCACAGGGCUUCUCUCGAAAGUCCCAGGACUCAGCCUGCUGGCCUGGAGUGUACCGCCUCUGCAUGUCUCUAAUGGAGAGUCUGCUCAAAACACUGAGGUACAACUUCAUCAACGAGGCCCUGGACUUUGUGGGGGUCCAUCAAGAACGGAUACUACAGUGUCUGAACGCCGUGCGGACCGUUCAGAGUCUGUCGUGUUUGGACGAGGCCGAUCACACGGUGGGCUUCCUGCUGCAGCUCUCAAGCUUCUGUAAGGAGUGGCAGUUUCACCUUCCCAACCUGCUUCGAGACGUACAGGUGAAUCUAUGUUAUCUGUGUCAGACCUGUACGUAUCUGCUACACAGCAAGAAGAUGCUCCAUCACUACCUCCAGGCGAAGAACGGUGAAGCGUUGCCCCCCGGUCACCUCCCCAGAGCGCAACGCCCGCCCCAAACGCCGUCUAAAGAAGCCGCAGCAGCAGGAGGAGGAGAGCGAGAGGAGGCCGAGCAGAAGGCUCUGCUGGCUGUGCAGUGCAGCCUCCUGAAGAUCCUCAGUAAGACUCUGGCCACUCUGCAGCACUUCACUCCAGACUGCUGCCAGAUCCUCCUGGACCAGAGUAUGGACCUGGCAGAGUAUCGGACGCUGUUCGUGCUCAGCUUCACGACGCCGGCCUUCGACCCUGAUGUGGCUCCGUCGUUUGGUACCCUGCUGGCCACCAUCAACGUGGCUCUGAGCAUGCUGAGCGAGAUGGAGAAAAAGAAAGAACCUGCUUCCUUGAGUAUAGUUUCUCUGGCCUCAUCAGAGGAGAUCCAAGCUCUGAAGUCCCUGCUGAUGUUCACCAUGGAGAACUGUUUCUACGUGCUGAUCUCUCAAGCUGUUCGCUGUCUCAAAGAUCCCUCCAUCCUCCCGCGAGACAAACAGAGGCUCAAACAGGAGCUCAGCUCUGAGCUGAGCACUCUCCUCUCCAGCCUCUCACGACACUUCCGCCGGGGCUCUCCAUCGUCCCCUGCCAGCGGCAUCCUCCCCUCCACCCAGUCCAAACCCCCCACACCAGGCUCCAAGGCAAGCCAUGAAGGUCAGGAGCCGUUCAUCCAGCUCGUUCAGGCGUUUGUCAGACUAGUGCAGAGAUAGAGGAAGAACAAAAGACAUCCCAAACAUCACUUUUAUACCUCCAGUUGUAAAAUUGCAGGAAAAAGAAAUCUUUGUUGUUUCUGUAGUGAAAACAUUUUGACCUGGAGUGUGUGUGUGUGUGUAUUGUAACGAGUUUGGUGCCAUCAUUUUUGUAACAUUUUAUUUUGCCAAAUCUGAUGUUCUAACACGACCACAACCAAAGUGUUUACUCCGAAAAGGCCAACGAGAAGCUGCCUGAUUGUCAAAACAAACAUGUUCUAUGAAAAAGAUCUGGGUGCUACUUCACAGCAGUCCCUGACUGUGCUUCAAAGGCCUAGUUUUAUAGGUCACUUUGUUACGAUACGAAAGACCAGACACAUUUCAAGUGCUUCUUAAGAAGAUGAGACCUUUUAAAUAUAACCAGCUCCUGUAUGCUAACUUAUCGUAGUAGAAAGUGUUCUCGUGCUUUUUUCCUAUCCUCUUCAUUUUCACUAACUCUGUUCAAACUUUGCUAUUUUCUUAUCUCUGCUCAUCAUUGUAAGCAUUUUGAAGCAGCUGCCAAGAUUUGUACUUUGAAGAAUGUGUUUAUGCAAAUAAAGGGACUUUUGUACCACA